Molecule: messenger RNA, 5299 nt
Organism: Diorhabda sublineata
Lineage: Eukaryota; Metazoa; Arthropoda; Insecta; Coleoptera; Chrysomelidae
Gene: Rcd2
Product: cysteine-rich motor neuron 1 protein
Exons: 6
Coding region: 276-1865 (529 amino acids)
Molecular function (GO): serine-type endopeptidase inhibitor activity
Source: RefSeq, a predicted model, not a curated record
CUAAUAGCCUAUGCAACCAAUACAUCAUCGUCUUCCCAUCUUAGAUCACACACAUACACACACAGUAUAAUAUUGCGAAACACACGAACUUAACCAGUCUUCAUCUGUUUGUUAUGUGAGACGGUAUUGCGCGAUAAACUACGAAUAGUAAAACAUAACCUAUAAAUCGGCGUUUUUAAGUGUAUAAUGUACAAAUUUGACUGUUAUAAUUCGCAGUUUUUUGUGAGUGGUUUGUAAAAUAAGUUUGUGUGUGGUAUUUAAACUGUUAUUUCAAGAUGAAGACGAUUUUAUUUGUAUUUGGUGUAUUAUUCGUCCUUAAAACACCGAUACUUGCUGCGCCAUCUAUCGAGGACUGCCCGCCCGAUAGCGUCAUCUUUGAAGAUAACUGUAAAUGCGAUCUGUCUACUUGUUCGAAGCCUCCAUGUUUUUCACAAUUACAGAUAGCUACAAAUGGAACCGGUCUACCGGGUCAUUGCUGUCCCACAUAUGAAUGUAUAGGAUGUAACGAAACUGAAAAAAUCAAUGGAAAAUGUCCGUGCGGAAAGGGCGCUGUAAUUAAUGGAUAUAAAUGCGAAUGCGUGGACAAAGAAAAACAUUUGGUUAAUGGCGAAUGCGUUUGUGAUCCACGUCUUUGUCCACUUCCAAUACUGUGCGACAAAAAAUCAGUACCAGUGGUUCAUACUGAAGGCUGUUGCAAAAUUACAGAAUGCACAAAAUGUCCGGCAGACAGCGAAUCCACAAAUGUCGAAGGAGAUGAAAUUGAGGAUCAUUGUGUCUGUCUCCCAUGUAAGACAGAAUGUGGAUUUAACAGGACACCUGUUAUUAAGAGACCUGGUAAGGGAAUUCCCGGCAAAUGUUGCGACCUCUAUGAAUGCAAACAAAAUGAAGAAAUAAAAGGAUGUAUCCAUGAAAAUACCAUUUAUGAAAAUGGUGAACAGUGGUUCAUACCUCCUCUACAAUUAUGUAGAUGUGAUAACGGCUUAGCGCUUUGUUCUAACCAAAAAGAAAAAGACUCUGCAUCUUGUUUUGUUGAUAAUCAAUUCCAUAAUCAUUCAGAAACUUGGACUAAGGACGAAGGAUGUACUUUGUGUACUUGCAUUAACGGUAUAGAGAAAUGCAUCUCCCACUACUGCGAUGUAAAAGUAAAUUUAGUGCAUCGAAACAAUUCUUGUAACAGCUCAGACAAUGUAUCUCGUCUCCAUUUGGAGAAAUGGAUAGAACGUGAUAAUUGCACGACAUGUUUGUGCGACAACGGUUUGAUAGAUUGCAACCGAGAAUUGUGCGAAGAUUCAAUACCUACAACGACCUCGAUAGCAGAAUGUCAACCUUUAGCUAAUUGCAACAAAACUUGCAUAAAUGGUUACAGAAUUAACAGAAAAGGAUGCGAAAUAUGUAAAUGUAAUUCUGUCAAAUUACAACAAGACAUCUUAACGAGAUAUAAUAUUUCAAUGAACGAUCUUAUUAAAAUUUUGGACGAAUAUAAAACGAAACGACUACCUACGACUAUUCCCAUUACUAGUUCCACUGUUAGUACCAGUACUUCUUCGGCGACUGUCGAUAAAAGCGUUGAAAUCGAUAAUGACAUUGCACCAGUUGUUAUUAGUAAUAGAAAUGCAGAAUUUUACGAAGGAUACCCAACAACUACUACAACUGAACCUUCAGUAACGCGUACAGAUAAAGAAAAUGAUUCUUUGAUUUACAUCGUAAUAAUAGUUUUGUGCUCUCUGCUGUUUGUGACAGUUUUGGUAAUAUUACUGGUAUUUCUAUGCAAGAAUCGUAGAAAAAGCAGCCUCGAUUUGUCUCAAUGUCACUAUCACACUGUCAACAACAACAACACAAUCAAAAAAACUGAUCAACUUCUUUAAAACGAUUUCUCCGAAUUUAAUGUGAUAUCAGAUUACUUACGUAAAUAUUACACAAAAUUAGUUUUGUUCGAAAAAAAAUCCAAGGUGAAUUGGAUUUUUUAAUUAUUGUUGGGUAAAAUGUUUAUUGUUUGAACAAAAUUUUUUAUAUAUUUACAUAAAUACUUGACGAUAUGUUCAAAAAAUCGAAUGUUACCACAAAAAGGUACCGCUAAUAGAAACACGAAAGGAUGUGACAAAGUAAUUAUUUGCUUUUAUUUCUGAAUAUGCGACUGUUGCUGAGAUAGAUGUUAAUUUAUUAUUUUUUUAUGUAAUAAGGAAUGUUGAAAAUAUGUAUUUUUUUAAAGGAUACUUUUAUUAAUUGUUAUUUGUUCCAACCUCUGUAUAUUUGUUUGGAACCGUUGGUGAUAUUCAUACUGAACGCACUAUUUAUUUUUACCAUUACAAUAAUAUUCGCAAUUACAAUGUCUGACGCUCGUUUCGAUAACCAAGUUAUCGUCUUCAGAGACUGACUAGUUUGCCUUGUCCCCAGCUUUUCCCAAUUUCCCUUUUCUCGUCAUCCCACUAGAUUCCAAUCAAGAUUUUCUUUUGUUCGUCAUGCAAUGAAUUUGUUUCUUUAUUCCAAUUUCUUCCAUUCUUCCUUUCUAACUUCGAUCUGUCUUCGGCUCUUGGUCUAAAAUCCAUUUCUGUCGGUUCGAUAGUGCUUUAAGCUACAAUAUGUUUUUUAUAUGUUGUUUUUCAAAGUUUAUCAUAGUUUGAUCAGUGGUAUGUCAUCUUGAACUCUUUUUAGGCCUACAAACAGUAGGCCUAGUAGGCAGUAGUACAACUAAAUCUAUUAAUUGCCUCAUUUUGACAACAAAAAAUCUAAUUCUGAUGCCAAAUGGCUGCCAUAAUGUUGAAAAUAGCCCUUAAUGAUUUCAUUUACAUUUUUUUGUUUAUAUUUUAUUAAUCAUCUACAAUAUAUGUCUAUAUGACAAUUUUAAUAUCCAUUCGACAUAUUCAACUUGCAACUUGUUUUUUUUGAUAUCCUUUAAAAAAAUUGUACUUCUUAUAUAUAUAUUUUUUUAUUAGAGUCGGUAUGCAGGGUAUUUGAGAAGUAUGUUUAUUGUGUACAUAUAUAUAUAUAUAUAUAUAUAUAUAUAUAUAUAUAUAUAUAUAUAUAUAUAUAUAUAUAUAUAUAUAUACUUUCUAGAAAUGAAUGAAUUCUUAAUUUUCAUAUACAAAAUCCAAAUUCUAUGACUUAUAAUUUUCAAUAUCUAUUUGUAGAUUUAGAAAUAGCCCAGUAAAAACUCGAUUCAAUCUUGCUCUAUAACUUUUAUGACUUAUUAUUGAUAAGAUCUCGAAAAUUGAAAAGAAAAACAUAUUGUAGUAUUAUAAUGAUUUAUUUGAUUUUAGAAUUGAUGUUAACAUCAAGUUUAUAUAGUUUAGUGUUAAAUUAAUUUAAAAGACUCUAACUUGAACGAAGUAAUGUUAUGUAUCAUGAACAAAUUAAAGCGGGAUGAUUAAUGAUUAAAUAAUAGUAUUUAAUACAUAUAAUUUUUCAGUUUUCCUAUUAAGUGAAAAACAAUGAAAACAUUUUUGACUUGACCGUUUCACAAUGAAAUAAACAACCAUUCAAUAACCUUUUCCGUGUACUAUUUCAAGUGCAGUUCAAUAGUAAAUACUUUUAAUCAAACACCUUAUAAAUCAUUCGAAAUUCUGAUCUACACAAUUAACUUUUAUUAAGAAACUACAAAAAGUUAGAUAGUUUGCAGUAUUUUCUUCUUCUAGGUAUUUGAAUGCCCCUACAACUGUCUUUAUUUGUCAAUUAAGUUGUAAAUGAAUUGUUAAAUUCGUUCAAAAUUCUGCUGGUUCUUCCUAAGAUCCAACCUGUAUUAAUUUAUGUUUUUAUUUGUCAUUCACUAAUUUCCUAUUUGCUUCCUAUAAUCCACCGUAAAGUCAAAAAUAAUCAUAAUAUUUUGAUAUAACCACCUUUUAUUCGCAUAUUCACUGUUUUUCUAAUUUAAAUAUGAAAAUAUACACAAAAAGGAAAAAUUCUCUUAAAUGGCAUCUAAUUUUCUUCAACUUUUUACUUGUUAGAUCAUUUUAUUUGUUUAGCUUAAUGAUUUUUCUUGAUUUUAAGUGUCUUGUAUUAUCUUAAAUUGAUUUUCUAUCAAGAGAGAUUGAAAAUAAAGCAAUUCAUCACGAAAAAAGUAAAAAUGUAUAAAUUAAAAUCAUUGAUUAUCCCUCAGUAAUAUGUCUAGUUGAGUAGAAGUAACAUUGAUAGUGUAGUUCAAUUAAUAAAUCGAAAAUAAAGGGACUUCUUCCUUUUAAAAGGUUUUUUAAUUAAGUUACUUAUACUUGCCAAUUAAAAAGUACUAACUUUUUGGUAACGAACUACAUUAUUGAUAAUCUAAUGUCUUUAUAACAAUCGAAAGCUACAUUUAACGAUAUUGUUAAUAAUAUUGUAUAAAUUGUGUUUUGUAAAUAUUAUAUAUUUAGAUUUUGGAACUAAAAUAAUUUUAUUUGAUUGUGAUAAGUCUUAUUUUUCCAUGUUUCUGUACUAAUAAAUCAGAUUUAUAUGUAGAUUGUUCCUAUUGCACAGUUGCAAAUUUUUGGGUGGGUAUAUGAGGGACUUGCUGAAAAAACGAUUAGAUACUUCACCCAUUUGUUGCAACUGCCAUUUUAUAGACUUUAAAUAAAUGUUAAUAAUAUAGUUUAACUAUAUAGACAGGAAAUGUUUUAUUUGCAGUAUUCAAAGAGUAUUUUUUUAUGAAUUAUUUUUUGGCCGUCAUAAUUUAUUUCCUUGUUCAUUUUUGUUGUGUGAAAGAACUUUUAAUUAUUGAUUUUUUUGAGGAAAAUAUUUUGCUUACCCGAUCAUUAUUUGGCAAAACAAUAUGAUACAUUUGAACUACUGCUCUUUCAACAUGGCGGCUGCUGCCUUUUAUAUAAAUUCUACAGAUUUUUUAAACAUUUUUCAAGUUUACACUGACUUAUACUAUAAAGCACUUCUAAAGGGAGUAAAUUUCUUUUCAAAGGAUUUCCAUAAUAAUGUGGUAGAAAAACAAAUUACAUUUUUCUUUUGAAAAAUAAAAUGAAAUUCACUCUUCAACUGAUAAGUGACAACUAACCUCUAUUUGAAAUGUAUGACAUAAGAACAGCGCUACCAACAUAUUUACCAUAGGCACCGCCACAUGUAGAAAAUUCUUCUUUUAUUUCCAUGCUAAUUCUAUGAAUGAGUAUUGAAAAGUGGAUGUAAAACUAGUUAUAGGGUGAGUCAGUAUAAUAAAGUAGAUGGUAGCUUUUGGUUUAAGAAUGCUUGAAUUAGUGACGGCCACUUUUACACUAAAAUAACUAUUAGUGUUUAACACUUUGAAGUGUAUUUAGGUAUAAUAUUUAUUAAAUUAGUGUACACUUUAACAAUGUACAUACAAAAAUUACAAUAAAUAACUAUGUUU